Aspergillus tanneri is the source of this 1239-nucleotide messenger RNA. RefSeq lists its product as uncharacterized. The transcript has 4 exons. The record is from RefSeq and is a predicted model, not a curated record. The coding region runs from base 1 to 1239 and encodes 412 amino acids. Lineage: Eukaryota; Fungi; Ascomycota; Eurotiomycetes; Eurotiales; Aspergillaceae.
AUGGCACCAACUAGAACAUCGUCACGCCAAGCUGCUCAGAAAGCAAAGGAAGCCAUAGCGGCUGCUCCAGACGUAGCUGGCAUCAAACGUAAAGUCUCCAUCGACAAAGGCCCGGAGCCGAAGAAGGAAAAGAAAGAUGAUCAGGGCUUAACUCAUACGGACGCCAAUGGCCCGAAGGAGCAGAAACCGGAAGAGCCGAAAGAUACACCGGACCAAAAGCCUACAACAGAGACAAAGGAGGAGCAGAAGCAAGAAGUGCAGGAGAAGGAAGAAGAACUGCCCGGAACUUCUGCGGUGGCUACUAAACCGGCUGAAGAGCAAAGAAAAGAGCCUGCCCCUGUGAAUGGAGCCGAAGAGGGAGUGAGAAAGACACCUGGCAGAGGGGAGGCCGUCCCUUCAAACAUACUUGAGAAGGGGGUUAUCUACUUCUUUUACCGGCCCCGUGUUAAUAUUUCAGACCCGGAAAGCAUUGAGGAUGUUGCUAGAAGUUUCAUCGUUCUCCGACCCACGCCACUGGGGGAAACCCUGGGCGAGGGCCAAGGUCCGGUGGAUGUCAGCUCCAUGUGUCGAUUGAUAGUCCUUCCCAAGAAGCGAUUUCCAACAACCAGCAGGGAAAGAGAUAUGGCAUUUGUAGUGAAGGCAGGACAUUCCGUGAAAGAGCUCCAAGAGAGUUUUAUCGCUGGGGAGAAGUACGAGACUGCCAGUCCGGGCGAGCGCACUGUUCCGGAAGCCAGGCCAUACGCUGAAGGGGUCUACGCCAUUACAUCUGCCAAACGUGCAUCGCACUUGGCCUACAUCCUCACCAUCCCCGACAAGGUCGGGCCAAUUCAGGAUGACUUUGGCUUGCGCGCACACGGCAGCUGGAUUGUGCAAUCCAAGAAUCCCAAAUACCCAGGGCCUCCCUCUGCAACCCUUCCCAAGGCGCCGGAUUACCCUGAGUCUAUCCACAAGAGGUUCGACGAUUAUCGCUGGAUUCCUCUUCAGCCUGAGUUCAUUGACUACCCCAACGCGCAGUUUCUCAUGAUUGGCGAAACCGGGGAGACCCUGGGCAAAGCUGCCACGGCCGAUUCAGAUGAGAAACAGCCUGGAGAAGCUUCUCCCGGGGAGGAACUGGAGACGUUUGGGCAUGAAAAUGAAGAACGAGUGGAAUCCUUACGUGGUGAUGACACUGUAUACGAAGAUCUGGGAUUACAGGCCCAAAACUAUCCCAAAGUGCCAACGACUUGGCAUUCUGUGUAA